AUGCGAAUCCACGUGGGGACAUGUUGGUAUCACUUUGCGUUGUCAGUUGUACGUCCGCAAACAUGUCUCAACGGUGCGACCGGAGUGGGGAAAAUGGACCACAACGAAAAUCAAGCCGGUACCAAAGAAAAGUUGAGUAGAGACACGGCUAAGAUCAGCAGUACAGCAAGUGCCAUCGGCUCACUUGCAGCUCUACAGUCACUCGAGCAUGCAAUCACACUGGACAGAAGCAAGCUGUAUAGGCCAAAAGUCACGGCUGUCAAGGGAAGAGCAUGUGGUCCAGCGGCUUUAUCAGUCUUCGCCAUACGAGUCAAGCAGUAUUCAUUCUACAGCUAG
Molecule: messenger RNA, 336 nt
Organism: Bipolaris zeicola 26-R-13
Lineage: Eukaryota; Fungi; Ascomycota; Dothideomycetes; Pleosporales; Pleosporaceae
Exons: 3
Coding region: 1-336 (111 amino acids)
Source: RefSeq, a predicted model, not a curated record